CCGGCGCUCCCGGCGUCCGGCGGGCUUCCCGGCGGCGGCGGCGCGGCGCGGGCACUUGGCACCUCUCGCCGGCCUCUCCCGAGCGCGUCUAUGAGCGCAGCGUUCCCGUCGCCGUCUCUGAUGAUGAUGCAGCGCCCGCUGGGGAGUAGCACGGCCUUCAGCAUAGACUCGCUGAUCGGCAGCCCGCCGCAGCCCAGCCCCGGCCAUUUCGUCUACACCGGCUACCCCAUGUUCAUGCCUUACCGGCCGGUGGUGCUGCCGCCGCCGCCGCCGCCGCCCGCGCUGCCCCAGGCCGCGCUGCCGCCCGCGCACCCCCACCACCAGAUCCCCAGCCUGCCCACCGGCUUCUGCUCCAGCCUGGCGCAGGGCAUGGCGCUCACCUCCACGCUCAUGGCCACGCUGCCCGGCGGCUUCUCCGCGGCCCCGCAGCACCAGGAGGCGGCGGCCGCCCGCAAGUUCGCGCCGCAGCCGCUGCCGGGCGGCGGCAACUUCGACAAAGCGGAGGCGCUGCAAGCCGACGCCGAGGACGGCAAAGGCUUCCUGUCCAAGGAGGGGUCGCUGCUCGCCUUCUCCGCCGCCGAGGCGGUGCAGGCGUCGCUCGUCGGGGCUGUCCGAGGACAAGGGAAAGACGAGCCAAAGGUGGAAGACGACCCGAAGGGCAAGGAGGAGAGCUUCUCACUGGAGAGCGAUGUGGACUACAGCUCGGAUGACAAUCUGACCGGCCAGGCGGCCCACAAGGAGGAGGACGCGGGCCACGCGCUGGAGGAGCCCCCGGCGAGCGGCGGCGCGGCGGGCGGCACCACGUCCACCGGCAAGAACCGGCGGCGGCGGACUGCCUUCACCAGCGAGCAGCUGCUGGAGUUGGAGAAGGAGUUUCACUGCAAGAAGUACCUGUCGCUGACGGAGCGUUCUCAGAUCGCCCACGCCCUCAAACUCAGCGAGGUGCAGGUGAAGAUCUGGUUCCAGAACCGCCGCGCCAAGUGGAAACGCGUGAAGGCGGGCAAUGCCAACUCCAAGACCGGGGAGCCCUCGCGGAACCCCAAGAUCGUCGUGCCCAUCCCCGUCCACGUCAGCAGGUUCGCCAUUCGGAGCCAGCACCAGCAGCUGGAGCAGGCCCGGCCCUGAGCGCCCUCCCCGCCGCCAGCCGCGGAGAGGCCCAGCGCCCGCAGCUCCUUGGUGGACUCCGCUGCGUUUGAAACAACACUGGGUGUCACAGCCCAGCCCAUUGAGAAUAUACCCACGAAACAGACCGCUUUUGGGGGGCUGAAGCCAGCCACGCCUGCAGAUGCAUUCAGUAUUUAUUGUAGGAGCCUACUUUGUACAUAGCUCUCUAGAGAGACCGGAUCUCGGCUGCAGUAUUUUGGAAAGUCACACGGGACCAAAUGACCAGGAAUGGGCUCCGCUCUCGCUCCCGGAGAAAGCAAACAGCCCGCGAGUCGGCAGCCAUGGCAGCCGCUUUUCCAAAGGUAAACACGAACGCAACGAACACCGGGUCACACUUAUUUUUGUUUCUGUUCUGGAGUUUUAGUUGACGGAAGCAGACGCUGUGGCAGCCUGCAAGUUUGCUUUGCUUUGGCCUGGCUUCCUUUCCCAUCUCCAGCCGUCUCCUGUGUUUAAUUUAUUUCAAUGUAGCUUAUUUUCCUUUAAGUUAUGACAUUUAAGCAAUCUCGAUCUUGUGAAUAAUAAAAAGGAGAGAGGAAAGCAAAAAACAAAAACAAAAAACAAAAACAAAACAAUCAGACCAACCCCUGGGCCUCCGGAGUGUGUCCAGUGGGGGGGGGGGCACUGCCAGGGUGACCCCAGGCUGGCUGGUCUUGGGCCGAAAAGCACCUCGCCUGGGGUUAAGUUGGAUGGGCAAGAGUCCCGGUGGGGUUAGGAAUUUAAGAAAACUGAAUUCUCAGAGAUGCAACCCGCCCCCCUCCGGCGCCCCCAUCCAAGGCCAGAAGGCUGCCCGGCCUCGGCCGGCCGGAGGAGCGGUGGCCAGUGCGGGCACCCGGGGAGCUCCGCACAAACUCCUGGGGCCCUAGAUCGACCGCAGCCAGGCAGGAAGCGCACCUCUGCGCCCACAGCCCAGACCCGAAAAGCCGCGGCGUGGCUUCUCCCGCAGGGCACGGGCUGCAUC
Messenger RNA from Oryctolagus cuniculus (rabbit), 2122 nucleotides. RefSeq names its product gastrulation brain homeobox 2 (gene GBX2). Gene Ontology annotation, cellular component: nucleus. Lineage: Eukaryota; Metazoa; Chordata; Mammalia; Lagomorpha; Leporidae. The record is from RefSeq and is a predicted model, not a curated record. Gene Ontology annotation, molecular function: DNA-binding transcription factor activity, RNA polymerase II-specific; RNA polymerase II transcription regulatory region sequence-specific DNA binding. Gene Ontology annotation, biological process: regulation of transcription by RNA polymerase II; regulation of nervous system development.